AAAGCUCGCGCCUGCGACUUUAGCCCGAGCCAGUCAGUCAGUCAGUCACAUACGCUUGUAAACACCGAUUAUAUUAAAUAAGAUUCAAACGCUGGCGUCAGAAACAUUAUACAAAUGUUGACUUUACAACACAGUGAGUCCGAGUUUUGUUCAUUUCUACGGAAAGUUGGCAAGCUUUGCUUUUUACGUCGGGUUAGCGUGCUAGCUUAUAACUCUUCCAGUUGUGGUUUGUUUGACAGAAUUUGGCAGAAGACAAACAAUCAGUCCAGUUUCAUUUAGUUUGAUCUAUAAUAAAUUACCAACCAAGCACCGUCGAUUUAUUAAGAUGGAAGGGUGUUAUUAUUGUUUGGCUAAGCUAAUUUAGUUUAAUUAAUUCAUUUAUAAUAAUGUAUCUUCACGUACGUGGUUUUUGUGGAACUCAUUUAUAAAUGUACCUAGUAAACAUACACGAUGGCCUGUCAGGGUCAUAUAAACCUCAGUUUUACUUAACUUUAAUAUCGUUACCUUCAGGUAACGUUAAAGUUAUGAUGUUUUGUUAGUAUCACCGGAGGUUGUGAGGCUCAAAUCUCAGUGUGUCGAUAGUUUGAGGCGGUUGACAGGAGGAAAUCCACUAUCUGUGUGUCAAAACACACUUUAUUCUUGCUUGGCCCACAAGCAAGUGAACUUUAUCGCGUUUGGAGGUGGUAUUCAGCAUGGCUAAGCUUCAGUCGGGUAACGGAGUGGAGUGGAAGGACAGCAGGAGUCAGCGGGGCACGGUGGAGAGUCUUGCCGAGCACGAGGGCUCUUCUCUGGGCUCGGACUCUGAGCUCAACGGCUUCGCCAACGCGGAGAUCCAAACAGACAGAUACGGAUUCAUAGGAGGAGCUCAACAAAGCGCAGGAGAAAAUGAUAAUAUUCCUCCAGACGUGCUCCGGCAGAGAGAAGCCAAAUGGCUGGAUAUGCUCAACAGCUGGGACAAGUGGAUGGCCAAAAAACACAAGAAGGUGAAGUUGCGCUGUCAGAAGGGCAUCCCUCCAUCACUCCGAGGUCGUGCGUGGCUUUAUCUCUCUGGUGGGAAAGUGAAGAAAGAACAGAAUCAGGGCAAAUUUCAGGAGUUGGACAGUCAGCCUGGAGAUCCUAAAUGGGUGGAUGUGAUCGAGAGAGACCUCCACAGACAGUUUCCAUUCCACGAGAUGUUCGUAGCUCGAGGAGGCCAUGGGCAGCAGGAUCUGUUCCGGGUGCUGAAGGCGUACACACUGCACAGACCUGAGGAGGGAUACUGUCAGGCUCAAGCUCCUAUAGCCGCAGUGCUGCUCAUGCACAUGCCUGCUGAGGAUGCAUUCUGGGGUCUGGUUCAGAUCUGUGAGAAGUACCUGCCCGGAUACUACAGCGCAGGCCUGGAGGCCAUCCAGUUAGACGGCGAGAUCCUGUUCGCUCUGCUCAAGCGCGUGUCCCCGGUGGCCCACCGGCAUCUGAAGAAAUACAAGAUUGACCCUAUCCUCUACAUGACCGAGUGGUUCAUGUGUGCCUUCUCCAGGACGCUGCCCUGGGCGUCUGUCCUGCGCAUGUGGGAUAUGUUCUUCUGUGAGGGAGUGAAGAUCAUCUUCCGUGUGGGUCUGGUGCUGCUGAAGUGCAUGCUGGGAUCCCAGGAGAAACUAAAAGGGUGUCAGGGCCAGUAUGAGACCAUGGAGCUGCUCAGAUCUAUAGAGCCACGAUACAUGCAGGAGGCUUUCCUAGUGCAAGAGGUCAUCGAGUUGGCCGUGUCUGAGCGUGACAUAGAGAAGGAGCAUCUCUCUCAGCUCCGGCGCUGGAAGGAGACCCACGGAGAGCUACACUCUAAAUCUCCUCCCAGAAUGCACGGCGCCAAAGCCAUCAUGGCCGUUGAGCCGCCCAGUCGCCAGGACCUCAAACAAAACCCCACGAUCAUCGUCGAAGCACCGCAGACCACCGAGAGCAAGCUGGAGAAAGGGAAAAAAGCGAAGAGCAAACUAGAGAGGAAAACAGACAAGAAAAACACCUUGCCGCCUCGUAAUCCGUAUCCAUUACCCAGCGACCCAGCGUUAGCGAGCAGUACCCUCUCACCCAGCGAAUCACAGCACCUGCAGAAAGACACGCCCCUGCAGGGCUCCAAUCAGAGUCUCAGUAGCACAGAACACGACACCUACCUGUGAAGCGCUGGAAGAGGGACACCAGUGCUGGCCGCUGAAUGUUUACUGUGCAGAAACAUCUGUCUCCCCUCUCUCAGGAUUAGACAUCGACGGGGAGAUCACAUGACACGUCUGGACCAACACAUACUUCUGGGAGACACAAAAGAGAGCAUGGAUAAAACCAUACACAUCAUGAGGUCUUCAGCUGUGCUUACAUGAUUAUAUAUGUACAUGUGUAUGUUUGGAAAUGAAAUGAAGAACAACUCUCAGAUUUCCAAAAGAAGCGUUAAUGAGCUGCUCAUUUCAGCUGCUGGAUGCAGAUGUUCUUAAGAUGUUGAAACUAGUAAUGAUUCGCGAGUGUAGAGGACAUAUUCUAGCCGGAUGUAAGUACACUUCAUCUGCCUCAGGAGACUGCAUUUGUCUGUUUUUGUGUUUUUAAAGGAAUACACAAAAAAUAUUUAAACAUAAGUUUAGGAUUUAUGCUUUUGAACUGCAUAUAAACGUUUCAUCCAUUAGGAUCACACAGUUUUAAAAUGAGCAAAUCUAAUCUUUUCAAUCUCAUACAUCCCAUACUAAUAUUUAACAAUUUAUUUUUGUUCCACAGCUAGCCCAGUUUGAACUACGUUCAUUCAUUCAACUGAAUCAAUUUCAUUGUUUUCACAAUGACCAGAUUUAUUCUGAUUGAUUGUUCGCUUAUGAUAAAACCAUGGAUGGAAAUUUCAUAUGCAUACAUCUUAGACCAAAAUAUUUUUUAAGUGAAUCGUUAACAAAAAAGAGAGCGAAAACAAAACACCCUUGUCGUGUUCUUAAACCUGUAUUUUAUUUAUUAGUGGAACCAAAAAGCAGCAAUUUUGAAGAAUUUUUCCACUGCAAGUUUCCUUAGAGAUUAAAAUGCCAUUCAGGAAUUCUAUAUGACAUCGUAUGCUAAUAUCGACUGCUUUAAUGGCGUUUCCUGAACUUUUAGGUCAGAAGGCCUGCAUUAAUAUUCUUCAGAAAAAUCUGAGCGAGUAAAUAAUUGACUGAACUGUUCCUUGAUUGUGCAUUUGACAUAUUUUUGAAGUGAAUUCAGUCGUAAUUCCUCGUCUUGACCAAUAAGGGGCUCUAUUGACCCGUUUUAAAUCAACAUUCCAUUGCAUUUCACCAUCUUGAGCUCUAGAGGGCGCCAAG
Molecule: messenger RNA, 3293 nt
Organism: Carassius carassius (crucian carp)
Lineage: Eukaryota; Metazoa; Chordata; Actinopteri; Cypriniformes; Cyprinidae
Product: TBC1 domain family member 10A-like
Exons: 9
Coding region: 693-2150 (485 amino acids)
Source: RefSeq, a predicted model, not a curated record